GGCUCAUGCAUGCACAGCACCCGGGAGGCUGUGUUUUGUAGCGACUUUUGGUCUCAGCCUUGAGACAAAGUGGAACAACUAACAUUGUACAGGAAGAACUGAAGCAUGCCAGCUCAAUUUUUCGAAAUGGAUGCCUGGAAUCCAGGAGGGUCGGGCAACAAGCAAGGCGCAAGGCUGUUUAUACGGAAACUUGUGUCUUGUCGCUGAGACAAGUCUCAGAUCGGCAGUGACAUCGGGGAAACCCUACAGGGCUGGUCAGAGUCGUUGGUGCGACAGGACACGAAGAGACAGUUUGCAAUCAAGUCAACCGUUGUGCCUCUUCGAAGUCGAACAACGACCGGCAGCUCCGCAAUACCCAUCACACACACAAUAUACUCGAAAUGCAAACCCAGAAAUAGGAAAAUGCCUUGAGACUUGUCUUCAAGUUCCUGAAUGGCCAAGCGAUGGACGAGCUGGAACCAGGGUUCAUAAUGGGGCGUGGGGCUUGGUGAAUGCGCCUUGGUAACAGAGCCCCCCUCCCCCCUCAUUGAGAUUCAAGAAUGCCUCGUCAAGAAGGAUGGGUAUGCAUAGCACGAUAGAGCAAUACCAGUAUCCUGUAGUGCAUGCCAGUGCUCGGCUCAAGUAUCGCAGCAACAGAUAAUACCAAAAUCCAUAAACAUCAU
Molecule: messenger RNA, 662 nt
Organism: Fusarium verticillioides 7600
Lineage: Eukaryota; Fungi; Ascomycota; Sordariomycetes; Hypocreales; Nectriaceae
Exons: 1
Coding region: 131-505 (124 amino acids)
Source: RefSeq, a predicted model, not a curated record